Molecule: messenger RNA, 975 nt
Organism: Truncatella angustata
Lineage: Eukaryota; Fungi; Ascomycota; Sordariomycetes; Amphisphaeriales; Sporocadaceae
Exons: 4
Coding region: 1-975 (324 amino acids)
Source: RefSeq, a predicted model, not a curated record
AUGAUUGAGUAUUAUUAUGUUGAUGCUUUAUGUAUUAAUCAAUCACCAAAUCCUACCCCAGCGCAAAUGAAAGAGAAGACCAAGCAACUAGAUAUGAUGUCGUCCAUUUACAGCUGCGUAACUGUCACAAUUAUCGCAUUGACGGGCAAGUAUGUAGAUGCUGGUCUACCGGGCAUUUCCACCGCACGUUUAGCUCAGUUGAAAGAGAACAUAAACGGUUGCAUUGUAUUUACUAGUCCACAGCACCUCACUCUAGAGAUGCAAACGGCAACAUAUUCGAGUCGCUCUUCGACGUUGCAAGAAGACUUGCUGUCGAGACGAAGACUCAUCUUUACGCAGAGUGUAGUGGUCUUCAACUGUUCCGUCGGCGACGUGGACGAAGGAAUGGACAUCACUACGCUUCCGCGCGAACCCUUCUUGCAGCAUCCAAUCCAAUCUACAGUUCACAAAAUCUAUUCACCUCAUCCUGCAAGAACGACGAAGGCUAAACAACCGAUUGAGAACGCAGAUCUCGAAGAGCAAAUGUCCUUGUUCAAUAAGCAGCUAAGUAGCUACACAAGUCACCGCAUGACCAAUGAAAGCGACUCACUCAACGCUUUCCGGGGUGUGAUUUCGGCUCUGGGUAGGCAGCUGUUCCCCAAAGGUUUCGUGCAUGGCAUUCCACUGAGCAGUCAUACGUUCGCAUUGGGUUGGAUGCACUCGAGAGACGUCAGCCCAAGACGUCGACCGCAGUUUCCGACUUGGAGUUGGACGGGGUGGGAGGGAAAAGUCAUGUAUCCGGGAAAACUCCUUGAUACUGCCAAUGCUUUGGACGAAAAUCAAGUCGGUGUCGAGGGCUGGUCAGUUAUCAUCGACAUUCGUACUGAACCAUUCAGUGAGCUCUUCGUUCCUAGGCAGAAUGAAUCAUUGCUGCCGUUAAAGAAGGAGACUCUAGGCACAACAAUACCCUACAGACAGGUCAUUGCCACUGUUUGA